Messenger RNA from Paramisgurnus dabryanus, 2573 nucleotides. RefSeq names its product prolylcarboxypeptidase (angiotensinase C) (gene prcp). Gene Ontology annotation, biological process: angiogenesis involved in wound healing; proteolysis; negative regulation of systemic arterial blood pressure. Lineage: Eukaryota; Metazoa; Chordata; Actinopteri; Cypriniformes; Cobitidae. Gene Ontology annotation, molecular function: dipeptidyl-peptidase activity; serine-type exopeptidase activity. The record is from RefSeq and is a predicted model, not a curated record.
GUGUCUGUAGGAAAUUUCCUUUUCCUUUCAGCCCCCACAGAAUAACAGCACAACUAUAAGAUUUCUAGGCUUGGCUUUGCCUUCAGGGACGUAUCAUGAUACUGGCUUUCUGCCUGAAGGGAUUUUUUGUUGUUGAACCGAAAGUGAAAAAAUCGAUCAUUUUGGGUUUUUGGAGAAUGGCACAUUCAAGCAGAGGUAUCUUCUCAAUGAUCAGCAUUGGAAGAAAAAAGGAGACCCAAUCCUGUUUUACACCGGCAAUGAAGGAGACAUCACCUGGUUCUGUAACAACACUGGUUUCAUGUGGGAUGUGGCCGAGGAGCUGAGAGCCAUGCUGGUGUUUGCCGAACAUCGCUACUACGGAGAGUCCAUGCCAUUCGGAGAGAAAUCCUACAGCAAUGCAAAGUAUCUGAACUACCUGACCUCAGAACAGGCAUUAGCUGACUUUGCGGUUUUAAUCAAAGCUCUGAAAGAAAGCGUCCCGGGUGCACAGACCAGUCCAGUCAUCGCCAUUGGUGGCUCUUAUGGAGGAAUGCUGGCCGCCUGGUUGAGGAUGAAGUAUCCCAGUGCUGUCGUUGGAGCUCUUGCUUCAUCUGCUCCUAUCUGGCAGUUCAUUGUGCCCUGUGGUGGUUUUUACCAAGUGGUCACCCGUGAUUUCACUAACAGUGGUGUUCACUGUAGCAGCAACAUCAGGAAGUCCUGGGCGGCUAUUGAUAGCAUCACGGCGACAGGUGAGGGUCUGCAGUGGCUGUCUCAGGAGUUUGGACUUUGUUCUUCUUUAAAGAGUCAAGAGGAUGUCUACGGAUUCAAGGCAUGGCUUCAGGAAACCUGGGUGAAUUUAGCCAUGGUGGACUAUCCAUAUGAAGCCAACUUCCUGCAGCCGCUCCCACGCUGGCCUGUUGAGGUGGUCUGCACACAUCUCAAGUUUGACACAGGCGUAUCAGAUAAACAGCUACUGCAUGGUAUCUCUCAGGCCGUAAGGGUUUACUACAAUUACACAGGAGAGGCUCUGUGUCUCAAUACCUCACAGACUGCUACUGGGAAUCUUGGCAUCUUGGGUUGGUUCUACCAGGCCUGUACAGAGAUGGUGAUGCCGAUGUGUACUGAUGGUAUAAAUGACAUGUUUGAGCCACAAGCAUGGGACUUCCAAGCCUUCUCUGAUGAGUGCUAUGCCCAGUUUGGAGUCCGGCCACGAAAAGAUUGGGCCGAAAUUGUAUAUGGUGGAAGGAACAUAAGUGCUCACAGCAACAUCAUUUUCAGCAAUGGAGAUCUUGACCCAUGGAUGAGUGGUGGAGUAACCAAGAGUAUCUCUGAAUCUCUGGUUGCCAUUAUGAUUGAUAAAGGAGCUCAUCACCUCGAUCUGCGCUACAACAACAAUUAUGAUCCAGACUCAGGCCUUAAAACACGAGCACUGGAAGUGCAGUACUUUAGAAAGUGGAUCAAAGAGGCUGCAAGGACACUAUGACAACCAGAAAUGGUCAGAUUAUAACAUACUGUACUUGAGGGAAAUUGGACAGGUUAAGAAAAACCAAAAAUUUCAGGCGUAUUGACUUCCUGUGUGCCUUGGAAGUGCUGGUUGCUUUGUGCCAAAAUUAUUUUUUCUUUGUUGGUACUUAAAUUGAACAAAACAUGUCAAUGUUUUUAUUGGGAUUGUGUUUACUGUUUGUGUGUAUAAAUGAAGAAUACCGGCUUUGAAGUUUUACAUUCAAGAAUUCAAAAAUAUCAAACAACUCUCAGGGGCAAGAUUUUGCCAAAGUCAAAAGUUUACCUAAUGUAUUACCCAACAUACUGAAAAUAGAAAAAUUAAUGUAUGAUUUUCUUCUGUUGAACACAAAGGAUGUUUGGUCUGCUGGUCUCUUAUAAAACCAAACAUGCAGUGAACACAUGAUGUAAAGCUUUAAAAAGAUUCAUAAAAGUAUCAUUAAAGUAGUCAAUGGGCUAAAUUUCAAGACUUUUGAAGCCGUAUGACACAUAUGUGAGUUAAAUGUAGAUUUGCUAUUCCUUUAAGUAUUUUAUCAAAGCAUUAAGUCUUUAGAUUUUUGGAGUUAUUUCCUAACUUUAGAGAUUAAACUCUUAGUGGUCACUAAAAUUAGCUGGACUUUGUAAGUGAUCUGAGAUUUUUUAUUAUUUUCAUAUGCAACAACCAAUAUUCUGUUUUUUGGACAAAUGGUUUGCACUCCUGGUUGUAGUAGUAUUAUGUUUUUACUGAAAUAAUGGUGUGUGUGUAAGUGCAUGAAACACUUCAAAACAAUCUAACACGCAAUAAACGCAACUACAUAAAACUAUAUUUCUGUUCCUCCUCAUCUCUUUUCAAUUGUGAUUUAAUGAAAACCCAACCACAGACAACGAGCAAUAAAGUAGCUAGCAGGAGGCAUCUGGUGUAAAACAGCAGACCUGCAGGACUUCCCCAGACCUGCAUUCACUCGCUGACAGCUCCUGCCUCUUUAAAUAGCAGUACCUAGACAUUAUCUGGUCUGUGGAAAGCUGCCUCCUGCUAAUAUUAUUAUUAAUAUCACAGCUAGAGAGCAGAGAAGGAUGUUUUAUUGGGGAAGGUCAUAGGAAGGAUGAGUGAUGAU